GGCGGCUACGGCAGCCGGCGGGGGCCACGCGCCGCGCCUCAGUGUCCGCGCCGCUCGCAGCGCUGCCGCCGGGGGGGCCUGGCCGCCAUGGGCGCCUGGGAGUACGUGAGCGCCGAGCAGCUGGGCGGCUUCGACAAGUACAAGUACAGUGCCGUGGACAGCAACCCGCUCUCCCUGUACGUCAUGCAUCCGUUCUGGAACACGGUGGUGAAGAUUUUCCCCACUUGGCUGGCCCCAAAUCUGAUAACCUUUUGUGGCUUCCUUCUGCUUGUCUUCAACUUCUUCCUCAUGGCAUACUUUGACCCCGAUUUUUAUGCUUCUGCACCUGAUCAUGUGCACGUUCCAAAUCGAAUAUGGAUCAUGGUGGGUCUCCUCAACUUCAUGGCAUAUACGCUAGAUGGUGUCGAUGGGAAGCAAGCUCGCCGAACCAACUCCAGCACCCCACUGGGUGAGCUCUUUGACCACGGCCUGGACAGCUGGGCCUGCAUGUACUUCGUCGUGACUGUUUACUCCACCUUCGGCCGGGGAUCCACUGGAGUCAGCGUCUUCGUUCUCUAUCUCCUUUUAUGGGUGGUUUUAUUUUCAUUCAUCCUCUCCCACUGGGAGAAGUAUAACACAGGGAUUCUCUUCCUGCCCUGGGGAUAUGACAUCAGCCAGAUGACCAUUUCCAUUGUCUACAUAGUGACAGCGAUUGUGGGAGUUGAGGCCUGGCACGCGCCUUUCCUGUUUAAUUUCUUAUAUAGAGACCUAUUCACUACAAUGAUUCUUGGUUGUGCACUCACAGUGACUCUGCCAAUGAGCGUGUACAACUUUUACAAGGCCUAUAAAAGUAACACCCUGAAGCACCACUCACUCUAUGAAAUAAUGCUGCCAUUUCUCUCACCGGUGUUACUGUUUGCUCUGUGCACUACCUGGAUUUUCGUGUCGCCAUCGGACAUCCUGGAGGUCCACCCUCGGCUCUUCUACUUCAUGGUUGGAACAGCCUUUGCUAACAUUUCAUGCCAGCUGAUUGUGUGUCAGAUGAGCAACACCCGAUGCCAGCCUCUGAACUGGAUGCUGCUGCCACUAGCGGUGGUUGUUUUCGUGGUGCUCUAUGGAUUAGCACCAAAUAAUGAAACAAUUCUCCUGUACACAUUAACAGCAGUCAUCACCGUGGCGCACAUUCACUACGGAGUGUGUGUGGUGAACCAGCUAAGCAAGCAUUUCAAUAUCCGACCCUUCUCACUAAAGAAGCGCAGUACAGAUUGACUAGAAGUGGAAGAACAGAAAAUCGGCCUGCAGGCUGCAGAAGUACUGUAAAUAGCUGCUGCAAAUAUCCUGUAAAUACUUCAACCAUCACCACAGAUCUAAAUUUAUCCUCUGGACAGACACUGGGGCAGUGUGCGUGUGGUAUCCAGCAUCGGCAGGGAGGGCUGGGCACGAGGUCUGGCCCCGACUGCCAUUCUUGUACCGCAUGGAUAUGGAUGGGAUCCGAUAAGGCGAGUAGCCUUCAAAGCUAUUUCUGUAUAUUCAGACCAGUUGAUUGUUCCCAGUGACAUCUCAAGUCCUAACUCUUGAAGUAAAGCUGGUUCGGGAACAUGGAUCGCUUUACUCAAAGGUGACUGCUGGAAGUCAUCAGAAGUAACAUAGCAGCUGAGUUAGAAUAGAGGGCCUGAGGCAUCCAUAAUGGUGCUGCCUGAGCCAUGAGGCCAAUGAGGAACAUCCUGGUGGUAUGCAAAGGCUUGUAGGUGACCUCUGUCCCUGCAUGGUUGCCCAGGACAGACCGUUGAAUUUGUUUCCCUCUGUGUUGCUGUACCCUCUUGCACAUGUGUGCACACAUCCAUUCAAAUUCUCUUUUUAGGAAUAUAUAAUGAUAUCCAACUCAGAAAUUGAGGCAUUUCACUGGAAAUAACAAUGGUCAAAGCAUCUUUAUUCCCGUUUCCCAACUCCGCUCCCCUCUUGUUUUUCCAGCUGUGCUUAAUUGAACCACAUCCUAACAGUAUUCUCGUUGCUGACUGCACGUUUCCUGUGUGCGUUCUUUGAGUGCUGCAGGUCUGUGUGUUCCCAUGAGCUUAACGGCACUGGUUAUCUUCGGGGUGGCAAGUGCCCAACGGCAGCCUAUAACAGUUAUGCAGGGCUAGAUCUUCUCUUCUGUGACACUAGUAUGACCUGCUUGUUAAGGGGUGGGUUGGUGGCUCAUUGCAAGGUAUCUGGACCUCUUCUAACUUUAGAUCUGUGGCAGUGCUAUCUCUGGUCUGCUGUGCCUGCAUUCAGAUACACUUAUCCCCUCCAGGUACUCAAAUAGUGACAAAUCCCACAGCUUGGAAAAACACCUUACCAGUCAUGACUGCACACUUCUAUACAUACGGUAUUUGGGGGAAGGAAUGGAGAUUACUUGAAGUAUAGAUUUAUUUUUGACAUCACUGUCCUCAUAGCUAGACCGCACAUCUCAUCCAAGGAGAUUAUUUCUGUUUACUAUUCACACACUUGAUUUGAUUGGCAUUAGUUGUUAAUUUGUUUGAACUGCGUGGUGGUGAAGUUUGAAUGCCGAUUUUCUUUUCUGUUCACUUUUAUUUAAUGAAGACUUGUGCUUGAAUGAAGAGUGCAGCCUAAACCCAGCGUUCUGGACAGGCUGCAUCCGGAAGCAAACAAGCACAGCAGAGUGUUCAUAUGUAAUUUUACCAUGGGAACAAAUUCAUUCAGACAUGGAUGUUGUAAAACUUGGGUAGUAGUUUGGUCACAGCGUGUUCCUUCUGUUGGUGAGAAGUCAUCUGCAUUAGGAAAACUUAGCUGUAAUUACUAUUUAACAUUUUUUUUUCUUUUGUACGUUUGAAUCAUUGUCAUGGGAAUUAUGAAAUGUAAAAUUCAGAAGCCAUUUCACAACAUUUAUUGUAAAUAGGUUGUUUUUUACUUUGAACUCAAACCUAGGUGGUGUUGUAUAAGAGAUCAGAGAGGUACACCCUGCGAAGAGCAGGGAAACAAGCUGAUGCAGGGAGAUCUCACUGCUGCUUCCUUCUUUCUUGUGUUUAACAUCAUGUUUGUUUGAGUUUUGGGGGCUGAAAUGACAGAGCAAGUUUUGUGUUGGUGUCAUGACUAUAAAUCUGGACUGGAGAAAGGCGUUUAAUCUGGGAGAGGGGGGAGUCCCCUUUCAGACAUUAUUUAAUAAAGUAGCUUACUCAUGUAUAUUUACUGACCUUGCACAGGAGAAGCCUACAUGUACAGAGGAAUUACGUCGUGCUUGAAUUUUUGAUGCUGUAGCUGUUGAAUGAAUUAUAAUAAUUAUGGGCAGAUUAAUUUAAAUCAUAGUUGCACAGGAAACAUAAGGAAAGCUGAACCAAGCCUUGGAAAUGGGGGACAAUGUUUAAAUACCUGUGGAACAUUUUUCAAGUGGAAAAGCCUGCUAGCGGCAGUGAUACAGAGCUGAGGUGGGGCUUCCUGUCCCCUCCACGUUCAUGUAUUGACGGACCAUGAAGCACAUGGGUGAUUUACCCAUCAGCAUUCAUGCUAAGGGGUUUUCUAGUCCCAAAGUUUGAAGUAUGGUGUUGUGGGUGUUCUGUGUUUUGUGGCAUCUCCUCAUCAUGGCAGUAUUACUGCAUUUAUGGACCGGGGUGAGGGACAUUGUGAGAAUCCAUCUGCUUCCUGAUUUUUGGGGCAGCAUUUUUGGUUCCUUUUAGCACAUGGUUUGUGAGCGUAGCUAUGCGUCACAAUCAACUAUACUUUGUAGCUAUACAUAGAAAUGUGCCCUAAAAAAUCCACCCUUGGUUGUGUAUGGGCCGGCCAUUACAGCAGGAUUUCCACUCAACACGUCCCCAUUUUAUCAUCAGGCUCUUCAGGCGGGAUGCCUUUCUCCUUAAAACUGGAGCUGCUUUUUAUCUAUUCAGGCUAAUCUCUGAGGAAUCUUGGAUUUUAGUGCCUUAACCGUACUACACCUUGACACUAGCACAAUAUUUACAAACAGGUUAGCUGGAAAUGCAUUGGGGUCGAAUGCUGCGUGAGUUGAGGCAGGCGAGUGAAAAGAUCAAGUAGAGCAGGGUUUGGUGUCAGAUCUUGUUCUCUGGGCACGGUUUGCCACACGGUGUUUCCAUGCAUGCUGUUUUGGUCUGAAUGUAGUAACUCAAGCUUGUUAUCGCAGAUUCUGGGGAGAGAAAUGCUUGGUCAGAGAGACUGAACAAAUCUUGCCCUGUUAAGGAUCAGGCGGUGGGGAGAAAUGAGUCUCUCUCCAGCUGGGAUGUUUUCCUAAGUAAUUUUUUUAAAUAAGCAUGUUCUCUAUUGAAGGGUUGGGCUGCGUGACGGGUGUCCCUGUGUCCACUCACCAAGGUCAUACUAAGAUGCUUGUUCCUUGUUGAAUUGAGCCUCUUCGUUUUGUAGUGGGGUGGAAGUUCCUUUCCGAGCUAUUUUCCUCUCGGGAAAGAUCGCGACCAUCUUCUCAUUCGUUACCCUGUGCGUCUGUGCUUAGCAUUCCCUUUCUUCAUACUGGAGAGGUGAUCCAUUUCUUUUGGGCUGGGGAAGGGGCAGUUUCUGCCAGGCAAAGACUUAAGCUGCCAAAGAAUAACUUAUCGACACACCUACCCCUGCAGUCUUUGAAAAUGUUCCCCAAAUUAUACUGCAGUGCCACAGUUUGUACCUUGACCUGAAAUACCGGCAAGAAGACAUUAGCAUCAAUGAAGGAAGCCUGUAGGCUCUCAGUGUGCCUGAGUAAUGUUGUGAGGUUUAAUAUUGAUUAAAAUGUGGUUACUAGAGGUGAGUUAAGUGGGUGACUUCCUCACUGAGUAUUGCAUGGCUUUCCUUCUCUUAUCCAUUGCAUCUCAGGAGGCUCGUGUCCUACUUCCACUCCUGUGUCUGGCCAGAAGAUUAUGCUCACAAAAUAAGCUACUGGUUUCCUGAAGGUGCUUCUCUUUCUUACCUUCCCAUGGUCAGGCAAAAGGCUUUGCUUUGCUUUGCUUUAAGGUGAGGUAUUUGCUGAGUAUUUAGGAGCUAAACCAAAGCUCAUUACAUGGCUUCUCUGGUGUUGGAAAGGACUCGUAACGCGCCCAGCCUCAUUUCCUUGGAGAGGCUUUUCAUGACUGUUUUUUAGAGCAAGCUUAUGGUUGGCAGCUAGCCCUGCAGCCUCCCACAACCCCCUGGGGCUCUAUGCCAGCGCUGUGUGUGUGUUUGUACCCCAGCUAGAUGAUGUACAGGGCUGAGCCUUUGAAGUCAACGACUUGUGAAUAAAAGGUAGCCAUUACAGUCCGCAUUACCAUCUCAUAUAAGCAGUUAUGUUGCAGCUCUUCCAUUAGGAAAAAAACAUAGGAAAAGCAGGGGCUGUGGUGCAAGGAGUAUCACGUCCCUUCCCCAGCCCAUUGCACCGAUGCACUGCCGUUAGCCCCUGUUGCUGCUGUACUUGAAGACGUUGAUACCUGUGGCCAACGUUCGCCAGCUGUGAAUCUCGUGGAAGACCUAUCUGUGUUGGUCGUUAAAGCAAAACGUGCAAACUGUGUUCCUGGGGUUGGGCUCCUGAGAUCUCUUGCCAGGCUCCUCGGUGGAAAUGGCCUCCUCUGUUUUCCAGUGUUCCCAAGCACUUAAAACUGCUGUUGACUAACAUGGGAGCUGCGCUGCUGACCAGACCAGUUCUGUCCAGGCUCCUGGACUAGCCCCUCUCGUGAGAGCAGCUCUUUGGCCUCUUACAACAAAUCCGGUCUGUCUGUUGGGAGAGUCUCAUCUCUCUCGCUAUUUCUUUUGGGAACUUGAGGCCCAGCUGAGUUUUUUCUUACCCUUCAUAGAUCCAAGUGUGCAGCUCUGCUGCUUCCCAUGCUCGUGAUCUGAACAGCUGAGACGCUUUGGUUUUAGCCAAUGGUGAACUAGCGGCUUUAAGAAAAAAACAAAAAUACUUCUCAGGUGACCUCUCCCUUUGCGAAGGAAACUUUCUGGCAAGUUGCUUCUCUUGCUUUAUCCUACCACGCUCAGAUGGAGGUGAAUCAUUUGUCUGAUGAAAGCCACUGGAGAAUCUCUCUGUCUCUCUCCCGUGUCAGGAAGUGUACAUUUCUUUUACGUGCUGUGCCACUUAAUUGGGUGUCUUGGACCAGUAGGGAUUAUGGUGAGCCACUAAGCAGUCUUAAUGCAUAUUUGGUCUUUGCUUAAAUGUAGAGGAAGUAACCCUGGGGUAAGGGUAGCCGUAGCUAAGACGAAGUAUUUGCUACUAUCUUGCUUGCCUUACCCAUUCAUUCUACCUCAAACACUAGGAAGUGGCAGCGAUCCAGGGCUAAUGAGACAGCACGAGACCAACUGACCAGGACCAUGGUUAGGACAGAAGUUGUCCGACCUCUUCCCUGCUGAACAAGGAUGCAUGCUCGGUGUCCUGGCAGCCAGGAGGAGGUGAACAGAGCAGGGGGGUUAUCCUACAGCAUUUUGCUCCUAGCGAGCUCUCACCCCAGUCAGGGAUGCUGUUUGCUACCAGUAACUCGGUCAGCCGCUACCGUGCAGCCCUAGAGAACAUGCCCCAGGAGCAGAGUUUACGAUGCUCAGUUCUGGUUGUUACUUGCCAGGUUUGGACUGACACAUCUCGAUGCCAGGAUAUAAAUCUGCCUCCUUCACUCGUUCAACCAGGACCUACUUUGUUCUCACUUGACAGCUAUUCAGCCUGGCACAGUUGCUUCCAGACAGCAGAUCUGAUGGCCUGGGAGGCUUUAUCUGAGCACAGCCUUGGCUGUCCCUGACCAUGUGCCUAUGUUUAAUGCCUGCGGGCAGCCAAAGCUCGGAGCACAGCUCCACUGGGCAAGGUGAAGAGAGACUCAUCUGUGCAGAGUUCUUCCAGGCGUGCUGCUCCUCAUAAGCUCCCUGCGGGGGCUUGGCAUUAGAUUAAGCUCAUUCAAAACGAGGGACUUUUUGCUACAGAAUAAGCUCAUCUACCCUGUUGAUCCCAAAUUGCUGCACUCUAGAUCCACACCCUCCCUUUGCCCGGCUGAGCAUCCUGCACAGGCCAGCCCUCUAGAAGUGGUUUGGUGGGCUCUUGUCUUUUGCUUCAGGCUUUCCAUGCCUGCAAGCUCCCCUGGCAAGGAGUGGGUUUCCCAGCAGCCAACCUGUUGAAUCUGAAGGCUAAGAGCUGAGCUGGGCUUUUUAAAGCCUGUGUUGUCUCCAGUAAGAGACUGUAGGCCUAAACCUUGCUCCUUAAAUAACAUGCGUUGAGCAAACCGGGCUGGACUGAAGUCCCGCUGGUCUCCUCUAGCACUGUGGGCUCUGCAGGGCUGGUGGGAAAAACCAUGUCACCAGAAAGAUUUUCAAAAGCUCCUAAGCAACUUGCAGCGGGAGUUGUGUGCUUAAAUUGCUUAGGCUUUUGGAAAUCCCUCCUGCAGCUCCAUCACAGCCAGCCGAGCAAGCUGGUGGGGCUCUUCCCAUCAUGCAGUGCACAUCCCACAGGUGCUCUUUUUGUCUCUCCUUCCAGCCAUUCUCUUCAUCUCUUGGGGUCAGGGCAUUUGCUUCCAGGGUCACACUUCCCCCUCCCUCCAAAAAUGAGCUUUAUCGACCAGUAACUCUAUGUUGGACCCGUCGCACGCCCUGAGCCCAGCCCAGUGCAGUCGAGCUGGUGUCUCUCUCGGGGCUUUUGACAGACGAUUUGGCCGUCACUUUGCUGCAGUUAAUGGUGGGUAAGCUGCUGGGCUGACCUCCUGGACUCUUCUGGUCUUGGAGACUCUGAGACAGUGUGAAUAAACAGUUUGUGAUUUAAAAAAUUUUUUUUUUUUGUUUUUAAUUUUUGUUUCAUGUUGGACCUUGUGAGAACUCUACUUGGGGGCAGCUGCACCCUUGCAGAGGGUAGGUAUGAGGCACGGGCACCUCUGUACUCAGACCCGCAGCCUUUGUGCUUCCCCCCGUGCACAGGGGGAGCCUUCCUCCUUUAUAUAUUGCACUCUGGCUUUCUGUUCUGCGUAGCCCAUGUCGCACCACACCAGAGGGGAUCUAGACCCCGGCUGGGACCAGUCACACCUAAGCAAGCUGUACAGAGCUGCAUCAAAAGCAAAACCGGAGCGCGCUCUCGAGUCGUGUCACUGCAGAGUUCUGUGAAACCUGCUCAUUCAUCGGGAUCCAUGUGUUUUGUUGUCAGGAAUUUAAGAGUACUGAAGUGGAUUUGAAUUCCAGUCUGUUUAAAUGCUAUUACUGAAAUAUUUAUUGUAAAAAUAAAUAAAUAAAUAAAUAAAAUAAAGAGAAUAUUAAUUUAAAUGUCAGUAAAAAAUAAUAAUAACAAUAAAUUUUUUUUCCAAGCCUUUUAA
This is a messenger RNA of Alligator mississippiensis (American alligator), 8219 nucleotides long. It is a transcript of the gene SELENOI, whose product is annotated as selenoprotein I. The coding region runs from base 88 to 1248 and encodes 386 amino acids. The record is from RefSeq and is a predicted model, not a curated record. Gene Ontology annotation, cellular component: endoplasmic reticulum membrane; Golgi apparatus. The transcript has 10 exons. Lineage: Eukaryota; Metazoa; Chordata; Crocodylia; Alligatoridae. Gene Ontology annotation, molecular function: ethanolaminephosphotransferase activity. Gene Ontology annotation, biological process: phosphatidylethanolamine biosynthetic process.